Molecule: messenger RNA, 1956 nt
Organism: Tribolium madens (black flour beetle)
Lineage: Eukaryota; Metazoa; Arthropoda; Insecta; Coleoptera; Tenebrionidae
Gene: Bx42
Product: puff-specific protein Bx42
Exons: 3
Coding region: 302-1903 (533 amino acids)
Biological process (GO): mRNA splicing, via spliceosome
Cellular component (GO): spliceosomal complex
Source: RefSeq, a predicted model, not a curated record
UGUCAUUUCGUCAGUUUGACGUUUAAGUGGCGUUGAUUAGAUUGUUUUUAUAAAACGAAAUUAAACACUUUAAUCGGUUACUUAAUUGUGUGUUCUAAUUAAAAACUUCUUAAAAUAGUGUAGACUGAGGGCAUAAUAGCAAAACUUUACCAGAAUCGUUCCAACAAAAUUCACAAUUGUGCAAUCAAUUUUCACGCUUUUUUCGAUUUGUUAGUGUAGUGAACUAUUAAAAAGUUCCAUUAAUGUGUGUGGUGUGAAUAUUUUGCGCUAUUGUUACAGUUUUAUUGAUUUAGGAGACGAAAUGGAAUUGUCCAGCUUAUUACCUGCCCCCAUACAACCUGUAUGGGAUCGCGACGACGAGAGACGCCAACAGAAUGCCUCAAAUCAGCGUUCAACAUCUGUAGUAACAGCCCAAAGCAUCGCCCCGCCAUAUGGACAGAGGAGGGGCUGGGUCCCACGAGUGCAUACCGAUUUUGGGGAUGGGGGUGCAUUCCCUGAGAUCCACGUGGCCCAAUACCCCCUUGAUAUGGGGCGCAAGGGCAAGGAAUCGACUUCAAAUGCUCUGGCGGUCCAAUUGGAUGCCGAGGGCAAAGUGAAAUACGACGUAAUCGCACGUCAAGGCCACGGCAAAGACAAAAUCGUCUAUUCCAAAUUAUCUGAUUUGUUACCAGUUGAAGUAACCUCUGAAAACGACCCAAGUUUGGCUAAACCCUGUCAGGAGGAAAUCGAAGAUAUCACAGAAAAAACCCGUCAGGCAUUACAAAGACUGACAAAUUCGAAAAUCGCGGCUGCUAUGCCGGUCAGAUGUGCUGAAAAACAGGGCCCCGCUGAAUUUAUCAGAUACACUCCGUCGCAACAAGGGGCUGCGUUCAACUCGGGGGCGAAGCAGCGGGUCAUUCGUCUCGUUGAAGCCCAAGUUGAUCCAAUGGAGCCACCACGUUUCAAAAUCAAUAAGAAAAUCCCCCGGGGGCCGCCUUCACCCCCAGCUCCGGUUUUGCACAGUCCUACACGACGUGUCACCGUUAAGGAACAAAAAGAGUGGAAAAUCCCGCCGUGUAUUUCGAAUUGGAAGAACGCAAAGGGGUACACAGUCCCAUUGGAUAAGCGUUUAGCUGCCGAUGGCCGAGGCUUGCAACAGUUGCACAUCAACGAGAAUUUCGCCAAGUUGGCCGAGGCAUUGUAUAUUGCCGAUAGAAAAGCCCGAGAGGCUGUUGAAACCCGCGCCCAACUCGAAAAGAAACUCGCUCAAAAGGAAAAAGAACAAAAAGAGGAGCAUUUGAGACAGUUGGCGCAGAAAGCGAGAGAUGAACGUGCAGGGAUCAAAGUCGCCGAUGCGAAAAUCACCGAUGAGGAGGAACGGGAGAGGGAGAUGUUGCGACAGGACCGUCAUAAGGAGAGAGCGAGGGAGAGGAAUUUAGCUCGAGCGGCCCCUGAUAAGAGGUCGAAGUUGAAGAGGGAGCGAGAGAGGGAUAUUUCCGAACAGAUUGCGUUGGGAAUGCCGGCCAGAGGAGUGUCCUCAAACGAGGUGCAGUUUGAUCAGAGGUUAUUCGGACAGGCCCAAGGCCUGGGGCACGGAUAUGGGGACGAUGAUGCGUAUAAUGUUUACGAUAAGCCGUGGAGAGAGGGGGGUUCAAUGGCCAAUCAUUUGUACAGACCUAGCAGAAAUGUGGACAAGGAAGUGUACGGUGAAGAUUUGGAGAAAAUCGUCAAAACGAACCGAUUUGUCCCGGAUAAGGAGUUCAGCGGAACGGAUCGGAAUGCGCCGAGGUCAGGACCAGUCCAAUUCGAAAAAGAGGAGGAUCCGUUCGGUUUAGAUCAGUUCUUGAGUCAGGCUAAACGUGCGAGUAAACGCAAAGAGCCGGAAAGGAGAGAUGAUAGGGAUAAGCGAAAGCGAAGAGAUUAAAAUAUUGAUUGUAUUUGUUUUUUUUUUUUUUAAAUAAAUACAAUGUAGAAAUA